Cucurbita moschata (crookneck pumpkin) is the source of this 2025-nucleotide messenger RNA. RefSeq names its product TMV resistance protein N-like. The transcript is spliced from 4 exons. NCBI's taxonomy places the organism in Eukaryota, Viridiplantae, Streptophyta, Magnoliopsida, Cucurbitales, Cucurbitaceae. The coding region runs from base 1 to 2025 and encodes 674 amino acids. Gene Ontology annotation, biological process: signal transduction; defense response. The record is from RefSeq and is a predicted model, not a curated record. Gene Ontology annotation, molecular function: ADP binding.
AUGGUUUCUUCGAGGUGGUGCCUUGAGGAGCUGAGUAAGAUCUUUGAAUGCCACGACCGGGUUGGGAUGACCGUGUUGCCCAUCUUUUAUAGAGUGGAUCCUUCUGAUGUUCGGAACCAGACAGGAACAUUUGCUGAAGCUUUUGCUAAACAUCAACACAGAUUUGGAGAACAUAACCCCAACAUCCAAAAAUGGAGGCACCUUCUUACAAAGCUCGCCAACCUCAGGGCUUGGCCUUCCGAACCUUGGACACAUGAAUCAGAAGUCAUAGAAGAAAUUACCACAUUACUAUGGAAAAGAAUCAAACCGACCUUGAAAGUCACUAAAGAAGACCAACUAGUUGGAAUCAAUUCUAAACUAACCAAACUUUCUUCUGUUUUGAAUCCAAACUCAUAUGAGGAUGUGAUUUGGGUAGGAAUUCAUGGAAUGGGUGGCAUUGGUAAGACGACAAUAGCUAGGGUUUGUUACGAGCGAAUUCGCGAUGAAUUUGAAGCUCAUUGCUUCGUCUCCGAUGAUCAAGAGAAAUUUGAAACCUCUGGUCUUCCAUGUUUACAAAGCGAACUCCUUUCAAGGAUUUUUUCAAUUAAAAAUGAUAUAUUGGAUGUUGAUGAAGGGAUCGUUAUGAUACACCAAGCGAUUCUACGAAAAAAGAUUCUUCUUGUCCUAGAUAACGAGAAUUGUUCAGACCAAAUCAUGGGAUUGAUUCCAAACAAAGACUCUUUUGGAGAUGGCAAUAGAAUUAUUAUCACAACAAGAAACAUAGAUUUACUUUCAAAUGAGUUCGAAGUGAAAAGAAUUUUUGAAAUGGAAGAACUUACCGAUGAGGAAGCCCUACAACUCCUUAAUUUGAGUGCAUGUCCAAAGCAAGAUUGCUUAAAACUCUCCAAGGACAUUGUUAGAGAAGCAUCGGUCGAAAGCAUAUUGUUCAAGUCGAGAAGAAACGCUGUGGAGUUUCCAAUUUUGCUCUCAAGAAUGCACCAACUAAGGCUGCUUAAUUUUCAAAAUGUGAGGCUGAAAAAUGAGUUGGAAUAUUGCAUUCCAAAGCUUGAAGGUUGCACAAGUUUGGUCAAUAUUCAUCCAACAAUUUUCACAGCAAAAAAACUCACUUUUUUGAGUUUGAAAGAUUGCAUCAACCUCACACAUUUUCCAACGAAAAUUAACAUCAAGGCUCUUCAAGUUUUGAUUCUCUCUGGGUGUUCAAAGCUGAAGAAGAUCCCAGAAUUUUCAGGCAACACAAAUAUAUUAUUGGAACUCUAUUUGGAUGGCACUUCCAUAUCAAGCUUACCUUCAUCAAUAGCAAGCUUGGAUCAUCUAACAGUGUUGAGCUUAACCAAUUGCAAAAAUCUUAUCAACAUUUCAAACGCGUUGGAUAAGAUGACAUCUCUCAAAAGCUUAAAUCUUUCGGGAUGUUCAAAGCUUGGAAAUAGAAAACGAAAGUGGGGCGACACCGAAACGGCGGAGCUUGACGUGAGACAAACCGUACAAAGAACGGACGACGGAGACAAUAUCUUUAGAAACAUUUUUCUUUGGUUAUGCAAAGCUCCAACGAGUGGCAUUUUUGGGAUUCCAUCACUGGCUGGUUUGUACUCUCUUACAAGCCUAAAUUUGAGUGAUUGCAAGCUUGAGGAAGUCCCGGAAGGGAUCGAGUGUUUGGUGUCGUUGGUGAAUCUGAAUUUGUCUCUAAAUAAUUUCUCUCGUCUUCCUACGAGCAUUUCUCGACUCCAUAACUUGAAAAGAUUGAACGUAAACGAGUGCGAAAAGCUUCUUCAUUUCUCAGAGCUACCACCAAGGAUCUUAAGGUUGAUGUCAAAUGGCUGCAUUUCAUUGAAAGAUUUUCUAGACACUUCAAAAGUUAACCAUUCAUAUUUCAUGGUUGAAGUGAAUCUUCUAAACUGCUACAAAUUGGCUAACAACAAAGGGUUCUAUAAAAUGAUCAAUUCUUGGAUGCGAAAGACGUUUUUACUCGAAGGAACAUUUGACAUCGACAAAAAUGGGAUCUUCGAUAUGCAUCAAGUGGGAUCAUGA